This is a messenger RNA of Lynx canadensis (Canada lynx), 1254 nucleotides long. Its product is annotated as F-box/WD repeat-containing protein 2-like. Lineage: Eukaryota; Metazoa; Chordata; Mammalia; Carnivora; Felidae. The record is from RefSeq and is a predicted model, not a curated record. Gene Ontology annotation, molecular function: protein binding.
GCGGCCGCUGGUCCAAGCACCAUGGCCGCGGAGCGGACCUGGCCGCUACGAGGCUCUGGUGGCCGGAGCGCGCCUAGUCAGUGUGAGCCCGGCGCGAGGUCCCGGGCCCCGAGACGCUGGCUCAGGUAAAUUUUUCCACAACCUUAUGGAGAGAAAGGACUUUGAGACAUGGCUUGAUAACAUUUCUGUUACAUUUCUUUCUCUGACGGACUUGCAGAAAAAUGGAACUCUGGAUCACCUGAUUAGUCUGAGUGGGGCAGUCCAGCUCAGGCAUCUCUCCAGGCUCAAGCGGGACUUGCUCAAACUCCUUCACCUGGAGCUCAGUUUGUUAAAAUGGCUGGAUCCCCAGACUUUACUCACAUGCUGCCUUGUCUCUAAACAGUGGAAUAAGGUGAUAAGUGCCUGUACAGAGGUGUGGCAGACUGCAUGUAAAAAUUUGGGCUGGCAGAUAGAUGAUUCUGCUCAGGACGCUUUGCACUGGAAGAAGGUUUAUUUGAAGGCUAUUUUGAGAAUGAAGCAACUGGAGGACCAUGAAACCUUUGAGACCUCAUCAUUAAUUGGACACAGUGCCAGAGUGUAUGCACUUACUACAAAGAUGGACUUCUCUGUACAGGUAGUUUUGCACAAGUGCAAAGUCAAGUCUCUUUUGCACAGCCCUGGAGACUACAUACUCUUAAGUGUGGACAAAUAUGAGAUCAAGAUUUGGCCGACUGGGAGAGAAAUUAACUGCAAAUGCUUGAAGACAUUGUCUGUCUCUGAGGAAAGGAGUAUCUGCCUGCAGCCAAGACUUCAUUUUGAUGGCAAAUACAUUGUCUGUAGUUCCGCGCUGGGUCUCUACCAGUGGGACUUUGCUAGUUACGAUAUUCUCAGGGUCAUCAAGACUCCUGAGAUAGCAAACUUGGCCUUGCUUGGCUUUGGAGAUAUUUUUGCCCUGCUGUUUGACAACCGCUACCUGUAUAUCAUGGACUUGAGGACAGAGAGCCUGAUUAGCCGCUGGCCUCUGCCAGAGUACAGGAAAUCAAAGAGAGGCUCAAGCUUCCUGGCGGGUGAAGCAACCUGGCUCAAUGGACUGGAUGGGCACAAUGACAUGGGCUUGGUCUUUGCCACCAGCAUGCCUGACCACAGUAUUCACCUGGUGUUGUGGAAGGAGCACGGCUGAUGCCACUAGCUUACCAUGGCUGACUGACUUUGGGUGCCCGGGCUGCGGGUUUUCAGUGCAACCUCUGUGGCACCCAACUAUACGAACCAAAGUUC